AUGUCCGAAUCACCAAAAGAGAGAAUACCAGAGGAAGAUGACACUACAGAAGCGCCUCUCACCAUGGCAGCCUCAGUCGUGCUGACCAACCUCCCCAAAGACGCUUCGAAAGCGUUGGAAGGAGCAGGAAACCUCGCUGUUCAGAAAGUAACAAUCCGUCUACAACCCAUAGGCUCAGCCCCCCACCUAACCCAACGCAUCUUCAAGCUCUCCACCAACCAGUCUUUCGCAACAAUAGUACGUUUUCUGCGCAAGAGACUGGGUGUGAAGGAGCAUGAGAGUGUGUUUUGCUAUGUGGGUAAUGUGUUUAGUCCUGCGUUGGAUGAGGGGGUUGGGAAUCUGUGGAGCUGCUUUAGGCAGGGCGAGGAGUUGGUUGUGGGGUAUGCGUUGGCUCCGGCUUUUGGGUAG
Messenger RNA from Alternaria hordeiaustralica, 408 nucleotides. RefSeq names its product Ubiquitin-like protein (gene ATG12). Gene Ontology annotation, biological process: nucleophagy; C-terminal protein lipidation; autophagosome assembly. Gene Ontology annotation, cellular component: phagophore assembly site membrane; cytoplasm; Atg12-Atg5-Atg16 complex. NCBI's taxonomy places the organism in Eukaryota, Fungi, Ascomycota, Dothideomycetes, Pleosporales, Pleosporaceae. The transcript has 2 exons. The record is from RefSeq and is a predicted model, not a curated record. The coding region runs from base 1 to 408 and encodes 135 amino acids.